Brassica oleracea var. oleracea is the source of this 822-nucleotide messenger RNA. RefSeq lists its product as uncharacterized. Bases 1 to 822 code for a protein of 273 amino acids. The record is from RefSeq and is a predicted model, not a curated record. The transcript has a single exon. Gene Ontology annotation, molecular function: nucleic acid binding; RNA-DNA hybrid ribonuclease activity. Lineage: Eukaryota; Viridiplantae; Streptophyta; Magnoliopsida; Brassicales; Brassicaceae.
AUGACAUCAGCAACGCCUUGUGUUAGAUGCCAAGAUACAGAGAAUGAGAUGCAUUGUUUCUUCAACUGCCAGUACGCAAAGAAUGUUUGGGAUCUUAUCCCCCUUAGCAAAGCAGUUCACCUAGCUGCGGGGAUGAUUUUCCCAGAGGUAAUAGUCAAAUUUAGGAGAGUUAUCUGUCUGCCUCCCUCAGGAAUCUCUCUUAACAUCCUCCCCUGGGUCUUGUGGGCCAUCUGGACGGCGAGAAACACCCUCAUCUUCGAAGGACGAUACCAAUCUCCUGAAGAAACAGCACUGAAAGGGAUUAAGUUAGCAAGAGAAUGGACCAAUUCACAAAAUCAAUCCUCUGGAAAAAAGGACCUACCUCAGAGUCAGCAAUUCCAAUCGCGAGCACCCCCACAGAUUAAUCUCGAUAACGACCAAGUGACAUGCAAGACAGACGCGGCGUGGCACAAGGAAAAGCUCGUAGCAGGACUAGGGUGGGUGUUCUCGGGUCCGAGACUCGAAUCUCCCAUCAAAGGAUCGAUGUGUGAAGCUUCGAUAGGCUCCCCUCUAGUUGCAGAGGCUUCUGCAGUCAGAUCAGCUAUGUGUAUGGCGAUCAAUUUGGAGUUCAGCUCUCUUGAGGUGCUCUCCGACAACUUAACGCUCAUCCGAGCAAUCUCCGGCAUCACUCAGGCUAAGAAAAUCAUCGGUAUUGUGAAAGACAUCCGAUCGAUAUCUACUGAGUUUGCAUCAAUCUCUUUUGCGCAUAUCUCUCGUUCUCUGAAUGUGGAAGCGGAUAAUCUCGCAAAAGAAUCUCUGCGUUUUUCAUAUCUUCUGUAUUGA